This is a messenger RNA of Strongylocentrotus purpuratus (purple sea urchin), 1293 nucleotides long. RefSeq lists its product as uncharacterized. Bases 154 to 1224 code for a protein of 356 amino acids. The record is from RefSeq and is a predicted model, not a curated record. NCBI's taxonomy places the organism in Eukaryota, Metazoa, Echinodermata, Echinoidea, Camarodonta, Strongylocentrotidae. The transcript has 4 exons.
UCCCCCGCGUGGACCUCAGACAUGGCAACACAGCGGAUUUGAUACACCCAAUCUACAAACCAUUGAGAUUGGAGGUCACCCGUCUGAAGAACCGGAAUCCAGAUUUCACUCACUAGUUGUCGACGACAGGGAAAAAGAGAACCUUCUUCACCGAUGACUGACAAAAAUGAUCUACCAGUCAACGAAAAAUCAGUGAAGAUCAGCUUCCUGACGAACCCACGAGCUGUCGAUCACCAAGAGUUGCAUGACGGAAACUCUAUCCUUACCCAAAGAACCUCCUCAAACCCAGUUUGCAAAAUCAGGACCAAACGUCGAACAUCGAUUGACCGGUGUCCUUCAAUCCUGGCCCUUGUACAAACUUUCCUGCACAUGAUUAUCGCUUUGGCCAUCAUUCUUGUUGGAAGUCCAGUUCUUGUAGCAGGCAUUGGUAUCACCGAACGGGUCACGCUACAGGCAGGUAAACCUGGUGUGGUCCCAUUCCAUCUCACAUUGCGACCUAGUGAUACAUUCCAGGUUUCAUAUUACACACUUCGGAUCGAAUCUAAUACUCAUCCAUUCUGCAUAAAUGGAGAAGUAGAUAUCGUGGGCUUUAAAAACCCAUCCCAGUUACAAAGAUUUUCAACCUCAGUCACAGAUUUAGACACUUCUCCUUGCGUGAAUCUGACUAUAGAUAACGUUGAUACUCUAGAUGAGGACGGGUACAUAUUGACGGCAGUCUGGCAUAGUUUUGAGAACGUAAGGUAUGAAACUGUGAAGAAGGAGAUUUGUGUACAAACUUCCCCCGGACCUGCAAAGUGCUUUAUCACAUUAAGUGAAAAUGGUGACUAUCCCUAUGAAGUACACUGUCGAGCCACCACUGGAAGCGUUACAACCACUCUAUCAUGUUACCAGACUGAUCAGAUGAUUGACGUCAAGAUUGAUAUUACAGAUAAUGGGCUAAUUACCAGAGGUAUAUGCUUGCUUCCCGAUGACACUCAUUUCUCUUGUUGCUCACAUGAUGUAACUUCAUAUGUGAGUGCAAAAAUGUGCAAUGACUUCGAGUGGCCACACGGCAAAGAAACCACGAGACAGACUGUCAAAUCAGUACCUACAUCAGUUACUACUCCCACACCCCAAACAGAAUCCCAUACAGAAUCAGGGACUUGUAGGCAAUUCAUGCUUCCUUCUCUGUGGCACUUCACAUACCUGUUCAUAAAUCUUUUAGCCUUUGUUACGAUAUACUAAGUAGCAAAUCCCCACACGUGAUAUCAAUUUUUUUAUUUCACAAAAUAUUGUAAUACUAAACUUUUAGCG